CGGGACCAGGCCCAGCCAGCCCGAGAGGGCGCCUGGAGGGUGUGCGCGCCCUGGACAACGAGGGUGCGCCAGCCCGGGGGUGCGCGCCCGGGACGCAGACUGUGCACCCGGCGGCUGCGUGCGCCUCGAAGCUGGGGUGUGCGUCUAAGCAGCGUCGGCCGGAGCACCCCGAGCCGCCUGAGGUCAGACUUCUGCAGCUCGCCAAGAACCCUUCAACCAAUUUUACGGACUCAUCGGAUGAAAAGUACCUGAGAGACUGAGGGUCAGCCACAUCCCCUAAGAUGGAGAAGACAGAUGCCAAAGACCAGUCCUCCCAGGGAGAUGAAGAGAAAGGCCCUCCAAAGAGCCACCCCUACUCGGUAGAGACCCCAUAUGGCUUUCAUUUAGACCUGGACUUCCUGAAGUAUGUGGAUGACAUCGAGAAGGGGAACACCAUCAAAAGGAUUCCAAUCCACAGAAGGGCCAAGCAGGCCAAGUUUAGCACUUUGCCAAGAAACUUCAGUCUUCCCGACAGUGGGGCUCGCUUCCAUGCAGCUCUUUCCCACCAAAACUGGUCUCCAGUGGUGCCCAGGAAGGUGUCUCUUGGGACACAGGGGCAAAGCCAGUCGCUGCCUCUUGCUCCUCAGGCCUUGGCUGGUGGGAGUGAGGUGAGCUACCAUAGGAAAGCCCUGCUGGCAGAGGCCGCCAGACAGGUAGAGGCUGCUGCGGUGGAGGAUGUGGAGCUGGCCCCCGGAAGUGGACGGCCCCAGCUUCUGAGAGCGUCCAGCAUGCCAGCCACGCUGCUGCCGAACAGGGCCUCAGAGGAGGCAAGCCUGAGCUCAGGUGCCCCCGGGCCUGCUGCGUUUCCCCCACUUCAGGGUGAAAGUGGAGUCUGGGACGGCUCCUUCCACCUGGCAGAAGGAUUUGCAGGUUUUCAGAGCUGCAGCCCACAAGCAUAUACCCAACCGGAAGUCAGAGAGUUUGGAGCCUUGGUGCCAGGCAUUCCUGAGCUGGCCCGGGAUGGGGCUGAGACCUCAGAGGGUGAAGUAAAGGCCCUGGAUCACCUAAAUCUCCCAAGCCCGCCUUCUUCAUUCCAGAAUGCCCUUGUGGUUCUAGAGGAUGGAGAAGACGAGCCCGAAGCCAGACAGGCAGAGGUGACGUUCAGCCCUGGCACUCCAACUCCCAGCCCCCCACCUCUGCCCUCACCCAUCCCUGAGAAUGAGCUCCCCCUAGAGGAAAUUGAGCUCAACAUCAGUGAGCUCCCUCCCCCGCCGCCCAUAGAGUUAGACGUGAGAAGCAUCGGCAUCAGGGUGACAGAGGAGAGCCUGGGUCUCGCUGGCGCUGGCGGGGAUGCUGGCAGCCUCUCCAGCCUGGAGCAGCAGGUGUCCGCCUUGGAGGGCGAGUUGUCAGGAAGAACUGAGGAACUGGCCCAGGUCAGGGCUGCCCUCCAGCAGCAGGAAGAGGAAGUCAAAGCUAGGGAGCAGAGGAUUCAAGAGCUAGAGUGUGUUGUAGCCCAGCUGAAAGAAAAGCUUAGCCAAGAUAAUGCCGCCCAAGCUGCUCAGGGCCUGAUCGAUGCCAGCGUGAACACCGACCCACUCCAUGGACUCUUGACCAGGGAGUCAUGUGACAAGAGCAUUGGUGUCAACCUUCUGGGUAUCACAGAGUCUGAAGGCUGGGAGGCCAGCGGAGAGGAGAACGGCCUUCUAUGGGGGCAAGAUGGUCACAGACAAGGCGAUCGGAGCCCAGCAGAACGUGCGCAACCAUCCCAGCUGUCACUGCCACAGGGACUCGAGGAGGUCCUCACCUCUCCUUUCCACAGCUGCCUGUCCACUGAACUCAGGAUCGAAGAAACAGGCUCUGAGCAAGAGGGAGGGUUGGAAGGCCUGGCGAGGGGUACAGGAGAGCCAACCUGGAGCAGCCACAGGGAAGCCCCUCCAGCAGGGAAGGGAGAGGCCAGCUCAGAGCACCUAGGGAAGGAGCGCCCAGGAAAGCCACCAAGCUCACCCACAGAUGCCACGAUUGGGCAGUACGUGAAGAAGAUCCAGGAACUUCUGCAGGAGCAGUGGAGUUGCCUGGAGCACGGGUACCCCGAGCUGGCCAGUGCCAUCAAGCAGCCUGCCUCCAAGCUCAGCAGUAUCCAGAGCCAGCUCCUGAGCUCCCUUAACCUGCUGCUGUCUGCUUACUCGGCCCAGGCUCCGCCUCAGAAGGAGCCCCCUGCCCCCUCCACCUCCCCACCAUUGGAGAUCUCCCCGUCGACCAGCCUUAAAUCCAUAAUGAAAAAGAAAGACUAUGGCUUCCGUGCAGGAGGUAAUGGGACCAAAAAGAACCUUCAGUUUGUUGGGGUUAACGGUGGCUAUGAGACCACCUCAAGUGAGGAAACCAGUGGUGAGGACAGCUCCCCAGAAGACUUUUCUGACAGCGAGGCCGAGGGGAAAUGUGAUGGCCCAGAACACAGACGAAGCAGGGAUGCCCACCCCAGCAGCGAGUCUGGACAAGGGAUCUUUGAUGGCACCCAACACACAGGCCAGGAGAGUGGGCCUGGGGAGGAAGCCUCCCAUUCCAAGGCUGAGAGAUAUAAACCCUCGGAAGAAUUUCUUAAUGCAUGCCGGGCACUGAGCCAACAUCUGCUGGAAACUGGGACCCCCACCGACCAGCUCUUGAGGCAGAGCUUGAACGCCAUCAGUCAAGAGUGGUUCCGUGUCUCCAGCCGGAAGUCAUCCAGCCCUGAUGUGGUGGCCGCCUACCUCCGGGGGGUCCAGCCUCUCUCCCCACAGUUCCUGAAGCUGCUCGUCAACCUGGCUGAUCGCAAUGGGAACACAGCCCUUCACUACAGCGUGUCCCACUCCAACUUCUCCAUCGCGAAGCUGCUGCUGGACACAGGCGUCUGCAAUGUGGACCAUCAGAACAAAGCUGGCUAUACUGCUGUCAUGAUCACUCCCUUGGCUUCUGCAGAGACCGAUGAAGACAUGGCUAUUGUCUGGAAUCUCUUAAGAGAAGGAAAUGUGAACAUCCAAGCAACUCAGGGAGGCCAGACUGCGCUGAUGCUGGGAGUCAGCCACGACCACGAGGACAUGGUCCAAGCGCUUCUGAGCUGCCAGGCAGAUGUCAACCUGCAGGACCACGAAGGCUCAUCGGCCCUCAUGCUGGCCUGUCACCACGGCAACGUGGACCUGGUGCGGCUGCUCCUGGCACACCCAGGCUGUGACAGCAGCCUGACUGACAAGGCCGGCCGCACAGCCUUGUCCAUCGCUCUGAACUCACCCACCCACGUGGAAAUCGCAGGGCUUCUGCAGGCCCACGCGGAGCAGGGCAGGUCCCUGGGGCUGUAAGGGGCGGCAGAAG
Messenger RNA from Tupaia belangeri chinensis (Chinese tree shrew), 3321 nucleotides. It is a transcript of the gene KANK4, whose product is annotated as KN motif and ankyrin repeat domains 4. The record is from RefSeq and is a predicted model, not a curated record. Bases 282 to 3308 code for a protein of 1008 amino acids. Gene Ontology annotation, molecular function: protein binding. Gene Ontology annotation, biological process: negative regulation of actin filament polymerization. Gene Ontology annotation, cellular component: cytoplasm; cytoskeleton. The transcript is spliced from 10 exons. NCBI's taxonomy places the organism in Eukaryota, Metazoa, Chordata, Mammalia, Scandentia, Tupaiidae.